AAGACUUUCGUCACUAGUUACUUCGUAAGUUGUUCAUUACUACUUUAAAAGGUACUUGUACACAGACAAUCGCAAAAAUGGGUCACGGUAUGAGUUCAGAACUUUCCUUCAAGAAAUGGGGUGGGCACGCAGCAAUAAGAUCAUACUCAGCGGAAUUUAUUGGCAUGUUUUUCUUUCUCUUUGUGACCAUCGGAGUGGUCUGCUCGUUCUACGGCGCCUUAGCAGCGAGUGUGGAGGAUUUACUGCCACAGGUUUUUAGUGGUACGGAACGACAAGUGGAUCCGGCGUAUCAACCACAAGUCGGUGGGAAGUAUGCUUUCAAUACAGCCAUGGUGCUCACUAUCGCUUUCGCGUUCGGAAUGUCAAUUAUGGUGCUGGUUUUCUCGAUUGCACAUAUAAGUGGCGGUCACCUGAAUCCAGCAGUUACUAUGGCUAUGAUUUGUUUCGGUAAGAUCAAUGUCAUACGAGGCAUAGGGUAUAUUAUAGUUCAAACCCUGGGUGCCACAUGUGGUGUAGCCAUGGUGGAUGCUUUGUGGCCAAAUCAAGUUACCGAUGCUGUUGCCUUUGGUGCUAACGGAUAUGACCACAAUGUUACCAGCACUGCUCAGGCGUUCUUCAUAGAGUUCUUUGGUACUGCCCUGCUAGUCUUUACCAUUUUUGGUACUGCAGUUGACCCCAGAGGAUCCGAAUUCGCGCAUCACAACGCCCCUAUCGCUAUUGGCUUCGCAGUGUUCCUAGCACAUAUUAUGAUGAUUCCUGUUACAGGAUGUGGAAUCAAUCCAGCCCGUAGUUUUGCAUCAGCUGUGGUUUCAGGCUCUUGGGACGAUCAGUGGUUAUACUGGGUAGCGCCACUCUGUGGUGGACCAUUUGGAGGUGCACUCAACUACUUCGCGUUCCAAUGGAAGAACAACCCCGAGGACGAGGCAGGUAUUAUGGCCGCCGGAGCUCAAGAAGGUGACCCCGAGUUGGCAGAACGUCACACGCCAGCAGCCGUGGCCGGGCAGGAGUCCACAGUGGGUGUACAGAGCACCGCCCCUGUGACUACCCGCUCGAAGUAAACUGUGAAGCGUCAGAUAUCAAUAACGCGAAGGGUUGAGUUUGAUAGUGAUACUUAAAAAGUAUAAUAUAGGAUAAGGUAUAGAGAGAGGAUUGCGCUCACAAUUGCACUCCCGAAGAAAAUCAUAAUGGAUGCCAGGGUACGAAUAGAAUGAACUCAUCCGAACACGGACGAGAACUUCUGCUGGAUGGUAUCUUACUCAAUCAGAGUGUGCAUAUGCCGACUGCCAGAUCUUAGCAUCCCUCGAGUGCUCCAGUAUUCUCAUGCCCAAUUAAACUAAGAGGUCACACGGGUAUCCCAUGAAACUGUAUUGCGGCGCGGAAUACGCGGUAACAUACAUCUGCGAGCAUCACUAGGUUGUGGAGAUCACGCAAGCGAAGCGGACUUCAAGCGCAAGUGAAGGCAAGACCUGUGCCUAGUCGAAAAAUUAAACACAUGUACAGCAAUCACUUUCAGAAAAUUAAUUGGAAAUUGGGA
Molecule: messenger RNA, 1534 nt
Organism: Sphaeroforma arctica JP610
Lineage: Eukaryota; Ichthyosporea; Ichthyophonida
Exons: 4
Coding region: 78-1058 (326 amino acids)
Biological process (GO): transmembrane transport
Cellular component (GO): plasma membrane
Molecular function (GO): water channel activity
Source: RefSeq, a predicted model, not a curated record